Molecule: messenger RNA, 702 nt
Organism: Chondrus crispus (carragheen)
Lineage: Eukaryota; Rhodophyta; Florideophyceae; Gigartinales; Gigartinaceae
Exons: 1
Coding region: 1-702 (233 amino acids)
Source: RefSeq, a predicted model, not a curated record
AUGCGGCGGGCGGGCGGGUUCUCCCUGGUUGGAGGGCGCGAAAGGCGCGGACACGCAAGUGACGCCGUGGCACGUAUUUUGUUUUACAGCGGCGGGAGGCGCGCCGCAGAUAGCAAUCACGGACAAACUACACGGGCAAUGUAUAAUGCAGGGGAAACAAGCGUCAAGCACGGCGGGCGCCGCGGGAGGGGAAAGGAAAGGAAGGCGGCGUCUAUUCUCUUCCGAUGGUGCAAGGCGGCGCAAGACGUGUGCCGCCGAUCGGCCGAUCGGCGGCAGGAAGCGGAGCGUGACGGGGCGGGGGCCGGGUUGGGGCGGGGCGCGCGUCACUUGACCAGGGCGCAGUACCUCUGCAGCGCCGCACCGUCAGCGCGGUCGAGCUGCGCGGCAAACUUGGCGAACAGGGCCUUGUACAGGACAAAGUCGUACCUGAUCUUGUGCACGACCUUUGCGUACAAGCGGGCGUCCUCGAGCACGCGGCGCACGUCGAACCUUUUCGCCUUGCUGCCGUUGCGGUUGUACGCGGCCAGCCUGAGCAGGCGCGGCAGGAUGCGCUCGGAGAAGCCGAACAGGCACAGCGACAGGCGCCACUGCUCCGCCACCACGACGUGGUCGUACAACCUCACGAUCUUGUCCACGCGGUGCACCACGCCGCGCGCGUCGUCGCUGAACGCCGUCCGGUUCCGCGGCGCGUCCAUCAGGUAG